AUGGCGUCCAACGGCGACAAAUACGACCCCGAGGUGGAGUCGGACUCCGACUCGGGCCCCGGCUCCCCCGCCCUUGAUCCUCAGGAUGCGUCCGACAACGAGAUCGACGAGAAGCCCCUCAAGUCGGCCCUGAAGAAGUCGCACGCCCCCGUCCCCGACCCGACCGUCGCCAAGCCGUACCUGCCACCACAGACCGACCCCAAGGACCUAGACGUCAGCACUCUAUCUCCCCUGACGCCCGAGAUCAUUGCACGGCAGGCCACCGUCAACGUCGGCACCAUCGGCCAUGUGGCGCACGGCAAGUCGACCGUGGUCAAGGCGAUUUCGGGUGUGCAGACCAUUCGUUUCAAGAACGAGCUGAUCCGCAACAUUACCAUCAAGCUGGGCUACGCAAACGCCAAGAUCUACAAGUGCGACAACCAGGAGUGCCCGCGGCCAACGUGCUACCGCAGCUACAAGAGCGACAAGGAGGUUGACCCGCCGUGCGAGCGCGAGGGCUGCUCCGGCACCUACCGCCUGCUGCGCCACGUGUCGUUUGUCGAUUGCCCCGGUCACGAUAUUCUGAUGAGCACCAUGUUGUCGGGCGCCGCCGUCAUGGACGCCGCCCUGCUGCUGAUUGCCGGCAACGAAGCCUGCCCGCAGCCCCAGACGUCGGAGCAUCUGGCUGCCAUCCAGAUCAUGAAGCUCGACAAGGUCAUUAUCCUGCAGAACAAGGUCGAUCUGAUGCGCGAGGAGACGGCCCAGCAGCACCACGAGUCGAUCCUCAAGUUCAUCCGCGGCACCGUCGCCGCCAAGUCGCCCAUUGUGCCCAUCUCCGCCCAGCUCAAGAUCAACAUUGACGCCGUGCUGGACAACCUCGUCAACAACAUCCCCGUCCCACCGCGUGAUUUCACCAUGGACCCGCAGAUGAUUGUCAUCCGCUCGUUCGAUGUCAACAAGCCCGGUUCCGAGGUCGACGACCUCAAGGGCGGUGUCGCCGGUGGCAGCAUCCUGCACGGCGUGCUCAAGCUCGGCGACGAGAUUGAAAUCCGUCCCGGUCUGGUCACCCGUGACGAUGCCGGCAACCUCAACUGCACGCCCAUCUUCAGCCGCAUCGUGUCUCUCAACUCCGAGUCCAACGACCUCAAGUACGCCGUGCCUGGUGGCCUGAUUGGUGUCGGUACCCACAUUGACCCCACGCUGUGCCGUGCGGAUCGUCUUGUCGGCUUCGUGCUGGGUCUCAAGGGUCGCCUGCCCGACAUCUACAGCGAGAUCGAGGUCAACUUCUACCUGCUGCGGCGGCUGCUCGGUGUGCGGACGGCCGAUGGCAAGCAGGCCAAGGUGGAGAAGCUGUCGAAGAACGAGGCCAUCAUGGUCAACAUUGGCUCGACAUCGACCGGUGCCAAGGUGGCGGCCAUCAAGAACGACGCCGCCAAGCUGGUUCUGACGAGCCCGACGUGCACAAACAUCGGCGAGAAGGUUGCGCUGUCCCGGCGUAUCGACAAGCACUGGCGUCUGAUUGGCUGGGCGACCAUCACUGCUGGUGUCGUUCUGGAGCCGACAAUGCCGUAA
Molecule: messenger RNA, 1551 nt
Organism: Sporothrix brasiliensis 5110
Lineage: Eukaryota; Fungi; Ascomycota; Sordariomycetes; Ophiostomatales; Ophiostomataceae
Product: translation initiation factor 2 subunit 3
Exons: 2
Coding region: 1-1551 (516 amino acids)
Biological process (GO): formation of translation preinitiation complex; positive regulation of translational fidelity
Cellular component (GO): eukaryotic translation initiation factor 2 complex; cytosol
Molecular function (GO): GTPase activity; GTP binding; tRNA binding
Source: RefSeq, a predicted model, not a curated record